AUGACACAAUAUCUAUCUAAAGAAUCAUUAUUCUUAAAACUACCAACAUCAGAACCACCAAAACAAGAAAUUACCUUACAAGAUUUAUAUAAUGAACUUAAAACUGACAAUUAUCAAUAUACAUCAGUAAUCAACAAAACCUACUACAUACUCAAAUCAUCAACCAAUUUAACUCAUUCUCAAUUACUCAAAUUAUGGUCAAUUAGAUUAACAUUACACUUAUUCAAUGAUCAAUUGAAUUAUGCCAAAAAGGAAUCGAUAAAUUUGAAUAAUGCUCUAUAUUUGAAUGAAAAUUCCAACAUCUCUCCAUCAAACACCCCACCACCACCUCCAAAUAGAGGAACGGGACAACCUGGAUUAGCUCCCGUCUAUCCCUUACCUAGAAAUAAUCAAAAUUUAUUAGAUCAUAAUUUGGUUAUAUUAUUACUUCGAUUAAAAUCAAUCCCCAAUUUGAAUCUAAUUAAUGAAUUAUAUAAAUUGAAUUAUCAAUUACGAUUAAGACCUCAACAAGUCAAACAAGAAGAUCUAAGAUCAAGAUUGAUUAAUUUGAGUUAUGACACCAUUGUGAUUUUGUUCAUUACGAAUAAUUUGCAGACAUUAAGAAGUUUUUUGUUGAAUCUUUAUCAAGAAUUGAAAUUGAAUGGGGAAGUGUCGUCGUUGGUGUAUCUGCAAUAUCUUUCGAAUAUUACUUUGGUGUUGAUUAUUGUGGAGACGGUGAUAUUUGUGAAUCUUAAAGAGACGAAUAUUGUGAACAAAGUGAUUCAGGAGAAAUAUGGGGAGGUGUUUAUGAAUCAAGUGAAUCAAGAAUCUAAAUUAUCAUUAGUGUAUACAGUUAGAUCAAUUGCGCCGAUUCGAAACGAAUCAUUAGAUUCUGAUUUCGUGAUUGGGAAUAAUCCAGAUUUGGGUGAGAUUAUUAAAUUGGUUCAAGAUGGGAGAAUAUCUGGAAGAAUCAUUUGUUCAAUGUUGGGGAUUUGGGAUUUAUUAAAUAAUUUCCCCCAGUUUAAAUUAGUUCAAAUUGAAGAUGAGAUUCAAUUGACGAAUGAGAGAGAUAAACCAAGUCAAGAAGAGGCUAAUGAUGAUGGCGGUUGGUUAGAUUUGGCAUAUCAGGAAUUGAAUGGGAAUUGGUAUAAGUAUAUACAUAAAGUGUAUGGUUUAGAAUAA
Messenger RNA from Hemisphaericaspora subhashii, 1161 nucleotides. RefSeq lists its product as uncharacterized. The record is from RefSeq and is a predicted model, not a curated record. The transcript has a single exon. Bases 1 to 1161 code for a protein of 386 amino acids. NCBI's taxonomy places the organism in Eukaryota, Fungi, Ascomycota, Pichiomycetes, Serinales, Debaryomycetaceae.